Molecule: messenger RNA, 1632 nt
Organism: Arthroderma uncinatum
Lineage: Eukaryota; Fungi; Ascomycota; Eurotiomycetes; Onygenales; Arthrodermataceae
Product: choline dehydrogenase
Exons: 2
Coding region: 1-1632 (543 amino acids)
Molecular function (GO): oxidoreductase activity, acting on CH-OH group of donors; flavin adenine dinucleotide binding
Source: RefSeq, a predicted model, not a curated record
AUGGCCAGCCCAGUCACUCAAAUUGCUCCGGGUGAUGUCGAUAGCUAUGACUAUGUCAUUGUUGGUGGUGGUACCGCCGGCUGCGUGAUCGCCAGCAGGUUGGCGGAGUAUCUUCCCCGGAAGAAGAUCUUGCUUAUCGAGGCCGGGCCUAGCGAUUACAUGGAUGAUCGGGUUUUGAAGCUGAAGGACUGGCUGAGCUUGCUUGGUGGUGAAUUCGACUAUGAUUACGGCACUACCGAACAGCCCAUGGGAAAUAGCCAUAUUCGCCAUUCGCGUGCUAAGGUGCUUGGAGGCUGCUCAAGCCACAAUACCUUGAUAUCUUUCCGCCCGUUUGAAUACGACUGCAAAGUGUGGGAAAGCAAGGGUUGCAAGGGCUGGAACUUUGAAACUUUCACUCGCAUGAUCGAUAACCUCCGCAACACCGUGCAACCGAUCCAUGCCCGGCACCGCAAUCAGCUUUGCAAAGAUUGGGUGCAGGCCUGUUCAACCUCGCUUGAUGUCCCCAUCAUCCCCGAUUUUAACCAAGUCAUCCGUUCUGAAGGCAAAUUGACGAAGGGAACCGGUUUCUUCUCAGUCUCUUACAACCCUGAUGAUGGAAGACGAAGCAGCGCAAGCGUUGCCUAUAUCCAUCCAGUGUUCAGCGGAGAGGAGAAGAAGCCCAAUCUCACCAUCUUAACCCACGCCUGGGUCUCAAAAGUUAACGUCACUGGUGACACCGUAACCGGUGUGAAUGUCACUCUUCAGUCAGGAACCAAAGUGACCCUCCGUGCUAAACGGGAGACCAUCCUCUGCGCUGGCGCAAUAGACACCCCCCGUCUCCUCCUGCUCUCGGGUAUCGGACCGCGCGAGCAACUCUCCUCCCUCUCCAUUCCCGUGGUAAAGGAUCUCCCUGGCGUCGGAGAGAACCUAGUCGACCACCCAGAAACCAUGAUCAUGUGGGAACUCAACCGGCCCGUACCUCCAAACCAAACAACCAUGGACUCCGAUGCAGGCGUCUUCCUCCGCCGAGAGCCAAUUAACGCCGCAGGAUUUGAUGGUGACAGCGCUGACAUCAUGAUGCACUGCUACCAAAUCCCAUUCGGCAUCCACACCUCCCGCCUGGGCUACGAUGUCCCCGUUGACGCAUUCUGCGUAACCCCAAACAUCCCCCGACCCCGUUCCCGCGGCAGACUCUACCUCACCUCGGCUGACCCAGCGGUCAAACCGGCCCUGGACUUCCGCUAUUUCACCGAUCCCGAGGGCUACGAUGCGGCUACCAUCGUUGCAGGUCUGAAAGCUGCCCGUAGGAUUGCAGAGGAGGAGCCUUUCAAGAGCUGGAUCAAGCGUGAAGUUGCUCCUGGACCCAACACUACUUCUGAUGAAGACCUAAGCGCAUAUGGCCGAUCAGUGCAUCAUACCGUCUAUCACCCUGCCGGUACCACCAAGAUGGGCGAUGUUCAAAAUGACCCCAUGGCCGUCGUCGAUCCAGCUCUCAAGGUACGCGGGUUGAAGAAUAUCAGAAUAGCAGACGCCGGUGUCUUCCCUGAUAUGCCUAGUAUCAACCCUAUGCUUACAGUCUUGAGCGUUGGCGAGCGUGCUGCCGAAUUGAUCGCCGAAGAAGCUGGAUGGCGUCCCUCGUCUUCUCGUCUAUAA